AUGGCUUCGAGCAGGCCUUUGUCUAGGCAGCUAUCGACACUGUCGAAUAAUCCUCACAUCUACGGUUUCCCGAAUGCAACAGGCACGAGCCAUACGCUAUCACUCCUACCGACCUCUCCUCCAACUCCAGACGUCGCAAUCGGGUCAACAACUACUUCUGCCCUCCCUCCAACACCAACCACAUUCUCCCCAAACCCGCGCUUCAUAUCAAUCCUAGACUCCGUGCUAGCAGACCAUGCGUACCAGGACCCAGACACCGUGUCCGCAGCACAAGUAAUGGCAUCAGCUGCCGGUGCGAAUCUCUUCUCACGCCUGCAUGGACGGGCAGAAGGGGCAGGGUCAGCUGGUCGAGGUGGAUUUAUACAUAUAGCUGAUUCGAGAGAGCCGCCGGAAUACGGCAGGAUACCUUCGCCAGAAGAUAUAUUUGGCUCUAUUGAGGUUGAUGGACAGGGUAACAUUGAAGGCAAAGGAAACUAUCAAAGCAGCGGAACAUAUCGUAUUGUGACGAGGAGUGGAAUCCUUGGACUAAGUCCAUUUCUUAGAGAAAAGUUGGUUGAGAGACUAAAGGCCGAGGAGCAGAAGAUACGGCAGUAA
Molecule: messenger RNA, 594 nt
Organism: Trichophyton rubrum CBS 118892
Lineage: Eukaryota; Fungi; Ascomycota; Eurotiomycetes; Onygenales; Arthrodermataceae
Exons: 5
Coding region: 1-594 (197 amino acids)
Source: RefSeq, a predicted model, not a curated record